ACCAACUAACAAUCGACUCCAACUGCCAGCACUAAAGCGAACUGAAUAUUUUUGCAAAGGAAUUUUGUUGUCAUUCUGGAAUAUGGUAUAGAACCGCCUUGAAAAGCACACGAACCACGGAAAGGAUGGCCAGCGCAGUGGUGGUGCUGGACAACGGGGCGUACACGGCCAAGGUGGGUCUGGCCAGCCAGGACGAGCCGCAGGUCGUCCCCAACUGCAUCAUGAAGGCGAAGAGCGAGCGGCGUCGCGCCUUUGUAGGCAAUCAGAUCGAAGAGUGCCGCGACACCUCGGCGCUAUAUUACAUCCUGGCUUUCCAACGCGGCUACCUGCUCAACUGGGACACCCAGAAGACGGUGUGGGACUACAUCUUCAGCAAGGACGGCAUCGGCUGUACGCUGGAGAACCGCAACAUCGUGAUCACCGAGCCGCAGAUGAACUUCCAGAGCGUACAGGAGGCGAUGCUGGAGAUGCUGUUCGAGGAGUACCGGGUGGCUGGUGUGUACAAGACCACCGCCGCUGAUCUGGCCGCCUUUAACUAUGUUGCCGACAGCGAGGAGCGCACCACAAUGCAGUCGCUGAACUGCAUCAUCAUUGACAUUGGCUACAGCUUCACGCACAUCGUUCCCUUUGUCCUUGGACGACGCGUCCUCGAGGGUAUCCGUCGCAUCGAUAUGGGCGGCAAGGCGUUGACCAAUCACCUUAAGGAGCUGAUAUCCUAUCGGCACCUAAACGUGAUGGACGAGAGCCAUGUGGUCAACCAGAUCAAGGAGGAUGUCUGCUUCGUGGCCGAGGAUUUCAAGCAGGCGAUGCAAGUGCAUCAGUCAGAUGAGAAGCGUCGCGAGCUUUCGCUAGACUAUGUCCUCCCGGACUUUACCACCGUACGACGGGGCUAUGUCCGUGUGCCGGGCAAGCCGCGCGAGGACGAGGAGCAGCAACAGAUGGUGCCGCUGUGCAACGAGCGCUUUACCGUGCCCGAACUGCUCUUCAAUCCCUCGGACAUCGGGGUGCCACAGGUGGGCAUCCCGGAGGCAGUAGCCGACUGCCUGAAGGCAUGCCCCUGGGAGGCGCAUCGCGAACUUCUCCUCAACAUCCUUAUUGUGGGCGGCAGCGCCCAGUUUCCCGGCUUCCUGCCCCGUCUCAAGCGCGAUUUGCGCGCCCUGGUGCCCGACGAUCUGGAGGUGUCGCUCAUUUGCCCCGAGGAUCCGGUUCGCUAUGCCUGGUACGGCGGCAAGGAGGUGGCAACCAGUCCCAACUUUGACGAGUUCGUCUACACACGAGAUGACUACGACGAGUACGGUUUUCAAGGCAUCAAUCAGCGGUAGUGAGCAUAUAGUUUUAGUCUUUUUUCGUACAAAAUAAACCUGUUUCAACAGCGAUCUUUGGUAGAACA
Drosophila rhopaloa is the source of this 1390-nucleotide messenger RNA. It is a transcript of the gene Arp6, whose product is annotated as actin-related protein 6. The record is from RefSeq and is a predicted model, not a curated record. Gene Ontology annotation, cellular component: Swr1 complex. Bases 126 to 1322 code for a protein of 398 amino acids. Lineage: Eukaryota; Metazoa; Arthropoda; Insecta; Diptera; Drosophilidae. Gene Ontology annotation, molecular function: nucleosome binding. The transcript has a single exon.